AUGGCAAGAAAGCCCCGUUGGAAUGAUAUGCAAGCAAUCUCCACCUAUCGAUCUGGCAUUGACUUCCGCAACAGCUCGGAUGUCGGGCGCCCCCCGACGCCGCCGACCGUCCGCGCCACGGCCGAACGGUCGAGCAUCACGGCGCGAAGAAUGGGGGCGCUAACAGGGCGACAAUCGACAGGUCACAGCGUGGUGGCACGGCCUUCAUCUAGCCGCCGUUGGGUCACCAGAGAAACCGGAGCGGGCCACGAGGAGCUAGCUCUCUGGAGCCGACGGUGA
Aspergillus tanneri is the source of this 279-nucleotide messenger RNA. RefSeq lists its product as uncharacterized. The transcript has 3 exons. The record is from RefSeq and is a predicted model, not a curated record. Bases 1 to 279 code for a protein of 92 amino acids. Lineage: Eukaryota; Fungi; Ascomycota; Eurotiomycetes; Eurotiales; Aspergillaceae.